Messenger RNA from Diversispora eburnea, 842 nucleotides. The record is from the annotation of a GenBank genome assembly. Lineage: Eukaryota; Fungi; Glomeromycota; Glomeromycetes; Diversisporales; Diversisporaceae.
UCUUUAAAAAUAAUAUUUUAAUAAUUUAUUCACCUUCCACGUUUAUCUUGUUAUCUUUAGGUUCGGGGGCAUAUGGUUCAGUGAAAGAAGCAGAAAAGACAACCACCGGACAAAAAUGUGCUGUAAAAGUGAUUGAAAAAAAACGUGUUAAAAAUUCCGAAUCAAUGGUUUUAAAGGAGAUGAAUAUUUUAAAAGGAUUAGAUCAUCCAAAUGUAGUAAAAUUUUAUGAUUGGUUUGAAUCGAGAGAUAAAUAUUAUUUGGUAUUUGAAAUUGCGACAGGUGGAGAAUUAUUUGAUAGAUUAAUUGAACGUGGUAAAUUUACCGAAGUUGAUGCAGUAGGAGUAAUAAAAUGUGUACUUGAAGGUGUUAAAUAUCUUCAUGAUAAUCAUAUCGUUCAUAGAGAUUUGAAACCAGAAAAUUUACUUUACAAAGAUAAAUCAGAUAAUUCACAACUUGUCAUUGCAGAUUUUGGAUUAUGUGGAUAUCCUCCAUUCAGUAAUAAUGAUAGAACUUUUAUGGAACAAGUUACUGCUGGACGUGUAAAAUUUGAAGCGAGAUUUUGGAAAAAUGUUUCAGAAGACGCCAAAAGUUUCAUAAAAAAUCUUCUCGUUGUGAAACCCGAAAAACGACUUACCGCAGAACAAGCAUUACAACAUCCUUGGUUCACAGAAAAGAAUGCUAAAGAUGUUGAUUUAUAUACAGAUUUCGUUUCCAAUUUCAAUGCGAAAAAAACUUUUCGAAAAGCAGUUGAUGCCGUACAAGCUGCUAAUCGAUUAGGAAAAAGUGAUAGAACUGAUAGUCAAGUUAAUAAAGUGAUAACAGAAAAUGAUAAUGAUAAGUGA